CUUGUCCGGCCGGCGGCGGCGGCGGCGGCGAGCAGCAGGGGUAUGAGGGCGAGCCCGGAAAGCGGCAGCUGAGCCGGCCGGGAGAAGUGCCAGUCCCCGAGGAUUCCGAGAGUGCGGAGCUCGGAGCAGGGGCCGGGAGGCGCGAGGGAGCCGGGCCCGCCCCUCGGGAACGUGUCCCGGGGCCGACCCGGCCCGUAGUGUGGCAGCAGCUUCAGUUGCUGACAUAAAGGAGACUAACAAAGAAGAACUGAGGUGCAGACUUGAAUCUUGAAGCACCGUGAGGUGGGGCUUUGGAGUCACACCCAGCUGGAUUCGAAUCUUGGCUCUGUCAAUUAUUAACUGUGUGACCUGGACAGUCUGCAAAAUGAGGACAAUACUGCCAAUUUCAUACAGUACUUGUGAGGAUUAAGUGCGACAAUUUAUGUGCGUCCGUGGACAAGGUUUGAGAGGCACUGUACUGUACCAGGCUCCCUUUAAUUGGAUCGUGGCAGAUGGUAGGUGAGCCCGUGAAACAAUAUGAAGAGGAGAAAAUAGCCUUUUAAGGAAAUUGGCCCACAGAAAGGAUGGCCUUCUUGGACAAUCCAACUAUCAUUCUAGCUCAUAUUCGACAGUCACAUGUGACCAGUGAUGACACAGGAAUGUGUGAGAUGGUUCUCAUUGAUCAUGAUGUUGACCUAGAGAAGAUUCAUCCUCCUUCAAUGCCUGGAGACAGUGGGUCAGAAAUUCAGGGAAGCAAUGGUGAGACUCAGGGCUAUGUAUAUGCCCAGUCAGUCGAUAUUACCUCAAGUUGGGACUUUGGUAUUAGAAGACGCUCAAAUACAGCUCAAAGAUUAGAACGACUCCGAAAAGAGAGACAAAACCAGAUCAAAUGCAAAAAUAUUCAGUGGAAAGAAAGAAAUUCUAAGCAAUCAGCCCAGGAGUUAAAGUCACUGUUUGAAAAAAAGUCCCUCAAAGAGAAACCUCCAAGUUCUGGAAAGCAGUCAAUGUUAUCUGUGCGCCUGGAGCAGUGCCCCCUGCAGCUAAAUAAUCCUUUUAACGAGUAUUCCAAAUUUGAUGGCAAGGGUCAUGUAGGCACAACAGCAACCAAGAAGAUUGACGUCUACCUCCCCCUGCACUCGAGCCAGGACAGACUGCUGCCAAUGACCGUGGUGACAAUGGCCAGUGCCAGGGUGCAGGACCUGAUCGGGCUCAUCUGUUGGCAGUACACAAGCGAAGGACGGGAGCCGAAGCUCAAUGACAAUGUCAGUGCCUACUGCCUGCAUAUCGCUGAGGAUGAUGGAGAGGUUGACACAGAUUUCCCCCCACUGGAUUCCAACGAGCCCAUUCAUAAGUUUGGCUUCAGUACCUUGGCCCUGGUUGAAAAGUAUUCAUCUCCUGGUCUGACAUCCAAAGAGUCGCUCUUUGUUCGAAUAAAUGCUGCUCAUGGAUUCUCCCUUAUUCAGGUGGACAACACAAAGGUCACCAUGAAAGAAAUCUUGCUAAAGGCAGUGAAGCGAAGAAAAGGAUCCCAGAAAAUUUCAGGCCCUCAGUACCGCCUGGAGAAGCAGAGCGAGCCCAAUGUCGCCGUGGACCUGGAGAGCACUUUGGAGAGCCAGAGCGCCUGGGAGUUCUGCCUGGUCCGAGAGAACAGUUCAAGGGCAGACGGGGUUUUUGAGGAGGAUUCGCAAAUUGACAUAGCUACAGUACAGGAUAUGCUUAGCAGCCACCAUUACAAGUCAUUCAAAGUCAGCAUGAUCCACAGACUACGAUUCACAACCGAUGUUCAGUUAGGUAUCUCUGGAGACAAAGUAGAGAUAGACCCUGUUACGAAUCAGAAAGCCAGCACUAAGUUUUGGAUUAAGCAGAAACCCAUCUCAAUCGAUUCUGACCUGCUCUGUGCCUGUGACCUUGCUGAAGAAAAAAGCCCCAGUCACGCAAUAUUUAAACUCACGUAUCUAAGCAAUCACGACUAUAAACACCUCUACUUUGAAUCGGACGCUGCUACCGUCAAUGAAAUCGUGCUCAAGGUUAACUACAUCCUGGAGUCACGAGCAAGCACUGCCCGGGCUGACUAUUUUGCUCAAAAACAGAGAAAACUGAACAGACGUACAAGCUUCAGCUUCCAGAAGGAGAAGAAAUCAGGGCAGCAGUGACACUGGCCUCCGGCCUCAAUCUGUUGCCAUCACUCAGAGCCUGCCUGCCAGGACCAGGUGGCCCUAGAGCCCACCGUGUGUCCUGCAGUCCUCGAGGGGAGGCCAGCCCCCGGCUCACGGGCACAGGGCUGGUGGGCUCUUGGGGAAGCGGGGGCACCCCCUAGAACAGAGCUGGGGACAUUUCCACAGGACUGAAGCCUGAGUGGCACUGGCUUUGCUGAGCUGUGCCCGGGGGCCAGACGACACCCAGAGGAGCCACGUGCUGCCCAGCCAUCUUCACUGCCCGGCGGCCCUGCCUGAGGAUGUACAUAGCCGUGCCCAGACAUCUCCUUGCAACUUGAUCAAAUUUCUUGAAGAACAAAAAUGUACAUUUCUUUUUUUCCUUUUAAUAAACAGGUGUACUCUUUA
Diceros bicornis minor is the source of this 2540-nucleotide messenger RNA. It is a transcript of the gene MAPKAP1, whose product is annotated as MAPK associated protein 1. Gene Ontology annotation, biological process: TORC2 signaling. NCBI's taxonomy places the organism in Eukaryota, Metazoa, Chordata, Mammalia, Perissodactyla, Rhinocerotidae. Gene Ontology annotation, cellular component: plasma membrane; cytoplasm; TORC2 complex. The record is from RefSeq and is a predicted model, not a curated record. The transcript has 14 exons. Bases 564 to 2132 code for a protein of 522 amino acids. Gene Ontology annotation, molecular function: phosphatidylinositol-4,5-bisphosphate binding.